AUGCCGAUGUUACUCAUGGUGUUGGUCCAGAUGACAGAAUCCGCGAAAAUAUUGGUCUACAGUCCGACAAUAAGCAUCAGUCACAUGCAAAUGUGUGCUAGGAUAGCGGACGCAUUAGCAAAUGAUGGACACGAUGUGGUAUGUGGAUUUCUCUUUGAUUUUUAUAUUGUUUUAGGUAGCAGACGUGUUGGGUUGGUGGUUUUGGCUAUAACUAUUUUAAUUUUUGGUAGUGCUGACUGUUUUUGGCCUUAAAACAAAGAGAAAAUACUAUUCUUUAUGUACAGAAAUGUUUUAGGAGUUUAAAAAGCGUUUAGUUUGUUGAAUUAUGGCCAAGGAUAUUAACUCUUGCAGCUUUUUUUCAAAAAUCAAAUACUUUUUGAUAUUUCCAAACAAAAACAUUAUUUUCAGACAAUAUUGAACGUCGAAUACCUGUUAUCACCUAGUAAUAACACUUUUACAAAACUUGCGAAGAAGGUGGACAUUGAAUUGGUCGAUCGAGAUGGAAUUAUCCCAGUGAACAUGGAGAAGAUCAUGCGCGAGUCGUUUGAAUCUUCCAAUGCGCUGAAACACUACGAUUUCAUUAUGGCAUAUGAGGAGAAGUUUGCCAUGUUUUGUAAAAGUAAGCUUUUUAUUUUUGGUUUGUAACAGAUUGAUCAUUUUUUAUGAAACGGGUGAAUAUCAUUAGGUUAGCUGACACUUUGACGUAUAAUUUUUAUGAGCUGAUAGUUUUAGGUAAUAUUUGAGAUUUUUGUUGAUAUUUGAAUAGUUUAUCUAUUCCUGAAAUUUUUUUUUGAUCAGAGUUGUAUUUGUUGAGUUAUGAGCGAUUGACUUUAUAUUAUCCAUGAUAAACCCUGAAAUUUGAUGUAAUUUUUGUAAAUUUGUUUCAAUCUGUUUGAUAUUUAACACACUGUUAGAUAUACAAAUACUAUUUGUUUAAAAAAAGUGUGCUUGAAUUUGAUUGAUUUUGAGGUGUAAAAUGUUUUAUAUUACCCAUAAUAUUGUGUUAAAAAGUUUGAUAUUAUCUAUUUUUUGUAGAUUUUUCAAAGUUUUUAUACUUUAUUGUAUAGAAAAUGACUUUUUAGAGCACGUACAAAGCAAAAAAGCGUACAAUUACAUCAAGAACAAUCAAUUUGACAUGGUUAUCAAUGAACAUGUUGACCUUUGCGGCACAGCGAUGAGUUAUAUGGGUGGGAUUAAAACUAAUGUUCUUUUAUCUUCGUAAGUUUCUUUGAAAGCUUUAUUAUUGUUUUCUUUAUCUAUUUUUGGCUUUUUGUUCAAGGAUAAGAUCAAAAUAUUUUAGUUUUGAAGAUUUCUUGUUUGACCAUCUACUUUCUGUCUAGUGUAAUAUAAAAAUAGUCAAAGUUAUGCCACGUUCACGGUUAUUUUGGCUUUUUUUGAUGGAUAUAUAAUUCCAGAUGCCCAUUGUUUGAACACACAGCAGCAAUAAUUGGAGCACCAACACCAGUCAGCUAUGUACCUAGUUUUAGUUUCAUGAAGUUGGGUGAUAAGCUCAACUUCUAUGAACGACUUGAAAACGUCGUAGGUUAUGCGACAAGUUAUCUCGGACUACGGCAAGGUUCUAGAAUGGUCAAUCACAUCUUUCAGGAUGCGUUUAGGUAAGCUUUACCUUAUUUUAGGUUUGCUUCGAGAUUUUACGGGCAUUUAUAUUGUAGUAGGUCAGUUGAUAUGAAUUUUUGAAGAUUUUAGGAAAUUUUAGGUGGAUUUAGGUUAUUUUUGGCGUAGAAUUUUAUAUCAAUGGAUAGACCUGUCUUUUAUCUUUCUGUAAAGUCUAAUUUUGUAAUUUCAGAGAAGCCUACGACAAAGAUGUAGACGAAAUCGCUGGUGACUCCGUGAUCACGUUGAUCUAUGCUGAUGAACUAAUUGAGUUCCCAAGGCCAAUGUUGCCUAAUAUGGUCUAUAUUGGUGCUAUGGGACUAUUAGAAGAAGCUAAAAAGGCUGAGAAAAAUGAAAAAUUGGAAAAAAUUUUGGUCGAUGGAGGAAAAGGUAGGUUACUGUAACUUUGAAAUUUGGUCUGAUUUUAAAAUACUGUUUAUUGGUUUAGGUAACAUAUUAGAUAGUGUGGAUUUGCUGAUAAUUUGGGAAUUUUAGCUUUGCGGUCGAAAAAGUUAUGGCAUUUUUUUGAUUUGAUAUGAAAUUUUUGUGAAGUAGGUAUAGGUUAAGGCGAUGUAACUUUUUCAUUUUUGAAGAUUUUGAAAUUUGCUUUUUCGAAUUAGAUAAAAAAGUCAAUAAGCUUGGCUUAUUAAACGUUUUAGGGCUGUAGUUUGAUUUUUAAAAAAGUUAUAGCUAAAAAAUGGCAAAAUUUUUGGAUUUUUUGAUGUUUCGGCCGUUUUUUAAACUUCUUUCUUUUGGAUAUUGUAUAUUUCUCACUCGGAUCAAUCACGAAAACCACCUACUUACCAGAAGAGUUUCUUCUAAACGUAAUCAAAGCCAUGAAGGACAUGCCCGACUAUCAAUUCAUCUUCAAACACGACAAAGGUCACGAACAACUGAGUAUGUUCAUGGAAGCUGACAAUAUCUUAUUCACCGACUGGGCUCCUCAACUCAAAAUUUUGAAAAACAACAAAACCAAGCUGUUCGUCUCACAUGGAGGCUACAAUUCGUUGAUAGAGUCCGCGUACUAUGGAGUACCGACUAUCAUUAUGGGCAGUUUUAUCGACCAGUAUCGGAAUGGAAAGUUGGCCGAAAGGAAUGGCUGGGGAAUGAUAUUGGAUAAAGUGGCCGUUAGGAAUGAAAAUGGAGAGAAAUUGAUGAAGGAGACUAUGGAGUUCAUGUUGAACUCGACUGAAACCGAACGGUAAGGGUUUUGGCAGGAAAAUUCGGGUUUGAAUUGAAAAGUUGGUUUUGUAAAGAAAGUUUUUGUCAUUUUUUUUGUCUUGUAAAGAAAGUUUUUGUCAUUUUUUGUUUUGUAAAGAAAGUUUUUGUCAUUUUUUGUCUUGUAAAGAAAGUUUUUGUCAUUUUUUUUUUGUAAAGAAAGUUCUUGCUAUUUUUUGUUUUGUAAACAAAGUUCUUGCCAUUUCUUGAUUUGUAAAGAAAGUUCUUGCUUUUUUUUGUUUUGUAAACAAAGUUCUUGCCAUUUAUCAAAAUUUGUUUUUUUUUCAGAUUUUGUGAAAAAGCGACCAGAACCAAGAAUCUGAUGCAGAAUCGACCACAAGUAGCGAUGGAGCGCCUGACCUCGAUGAUUAGAAUGAUUGAAAUGGGAAAUGGCACCCUGCCCGAACUCCAACCUUAUGGUAGAAGCCAGUCCUUCUUUGUCUACUGCCAUUUCGAUGUGGCCAUAUUUGUCUUGACGACUUGUUUCAUUGCUGUGUUUGGGACUUUUACUGGACUGUCGAAACUUUUCAAAGUCAUGCUUAAAGAGUUUGGUCGAUUCAAGGCCAAACAGGAUUAG
This is a messenger RNA of Bursaphelenchus okinawaensis, 3409 nucleotides long. Lineage: Eukaryota; Metazoa; Nematoda; Chromadorea; Rhabditida; Aphelenchoididae. The record is from the annotation of a GenBank genome assembly.